AUGGCCAGUGGACAGACGAACUUCUCAAAGGUCUUGGCCAUGGGGGUCAUGAUCUGGUUAACACUGGCCGUAGCCCCGGCUUCGGCACAAUGCGGGCUGUCCCUUCCAGAUCUCGUGGCCAAGUGCGAGCAAUUCGUGAUGGGCGGUGGACCGAAGGUGCCGCCUUCCGCCGAAUGCUGCGGUGCCGUGAAAGGAGCGAACGUGCCUUGCGUAUGCAGUCUCGUGACUCCGAGCCUCGAAAAGCUCGUCAACGUAGAGAAAGUUGUCUAUGUUGCAAGGACUUGCGGCCUCACGGUUCCAGCCGGCAUGAAAUGUGGAAGUUACACCGUUCCACCGCAGUAACAUGAGAGAGUGCAUUUCAGGGAAUAAAACACACAUGUCCAAUUAUUCCGACCAAUGCUGUAUCCAC
Molecule: messenger RNA, 409 nt
Organism: Tarenaya hassleriana
Lineage: Eukaryota; Viridiplantae; Streptophyta; Magnoliopsida; Brassicales; Cleomaceae
Exons: 2
Coding region: 1-342 (113 amino acids)
Source: RefSeq, a predicted model, not a curated record